Messenger RNA from Penicillium lagena, 852 nucleotides. RefSeq lists its product as uncharacterized. Lineage: Eukaryota; Fungi; Ascomycota; Eurotiomycetes; Eurotiales; Aspergillaceae. Bases 1 to 852 code for a protein of 283 amino acids. The record is from RefSeq and is a predicted model, not a curated record. The transcript has a single exon.
AUGUCAAGCAGAUCAGGGAGUCUUUUGCGUCGUGUUGUCGAGGCAGCGCUCGACCGUGAAGAGAAGGGCUAUCCACCCGUAUCACAACACGAACCCACGACCCAAAAUGGAAACCAACCAGGUCCGAAAUCCUUCGCUCCUCCAACCACCAACAGCGAUGCUCUCAUCCCACCUUACGACAAGCUCCUUGUCUUCCGCUCUCUAACGGGCAUCGACAGCGUGCCUGCUCUCACGCAAGGAGGGCAUCUUCCCCGCCCCGCAGACAAUGUCGGUAUUUACACGCGUGUCGUGACGAAUGAAACCAACGCUGGGCGUGGAUAUCGCAUGUUCAGCUGGAUGAUCAACACAUGCCUUGGAAUUCAAAUUGUCGUGGCCGCGGCGGUAACUGCUCUUGGUGCUGCGAGCGGACCGCACACGGCAGUCACGGCAUUCGGCGCCAUCAACACGAUCCUGGCGGGUAUCCUAACCUACCUCCGAGGCUCCGGAUUACCGGACCGUCUGAAGCAGUACCAGAAUCGAUGGAAGAAUAUUCGAGAAUACAUUGAGCAGCGUGAACGCGAAUUUUGUUUGGAAGGCUGUGACCUCGAUGUCCAAGAAGAGAUAUUCAUUGUUGAAAGCAUGUACCAAAGCGUCAAAGAUGAAAUGGAAGCCUCCAAAAGCAGCCAGAGCAAGCAGCAACAACCCGAUGACCCACGCAUCCGCCGUUCGCUUUUACCGACCCAUGGUGGGAGAACAUCCGCCACGCCUGCUAGACGAUCUGAUAUACUGAAUACACAACCCGGAGAGGGCCACGUCAGCCCGCUCAGUGUUCCUGAACCAGUGCUGACCGGUGCUGGGAAAGCACAAAGCUGA